Messenger RNA from Balearica regulorum gibbericeps (East African grey crowned-crane), 3072 nucleotides. The record is from RefSeq and is a predicted model, not a curated record. NCBI's taxonomy places the organism in Eukaryota, Metazoa, Chordata, Aves, Gruiformes, Gruidae.
AUGGCUCCACUAAAGGUGCACGGACCUGUCCGGAUGCGCAGCAUGCAGACUGGGAUUACAAAAUGGAAAGAAGGGAGCUUUGAAAUUGUGGAGAAGGACAACAAAGUGAGUCUAGUGGUUCACUACAAUGUUGGAGGAAUUCCAAAGACAUUUCAGCUAAGCCAUAACAUUAAAACUGUGACCUUACGACCAAAUGGUAGAAAACUGUGCUGUUUGAUGCUAACACUAAAGGAUACCAGCUUCCUGACAAUUGAUAAGGUACCAUUUAAAGAUGCAAAUGAAAUGCGGAUGUAUUUGGAUGCGGUCCAUCAAGACAGGGUUCAUACUGCUGGGAAACCCUCUCAGGGAUCUGGCAGCUUUGGAGGUGUGCUGGGCAGCAGGACCACACAGAAGGAAGCUAAUAGGCAAUUCUCUUAUAUAGAGAACCAGACUCCUCCCAAAAGAGUGGCUGUGGAAAGCAAGGAGGAAAAUUCGUUUCGCAAGGUGCUGGGUACCCCAGCGAGAGCAUCUGUUAAGAAUUCCACUGGAACUGGAACAUCUAGCAACAGGGUGAACAUUUCGGCAUCUCCUGUGUCAGUCCCUCACAGAACGGGCUUGUUGGAGAAUCGUGAAAAGAGGAAAAGAACACAACCUCCUGGUUCAGAAAUGAGUGAAGAUUAUCCGAAAGAGAAUGAUUCUUCAACGAAUAAUAAAGCCUUGAGUGAUCCAGCGUGGAAGUACUUGAACAGUAGCAGAGAGAAACAGCUGAAUCUGAAGCAGGCAGAGGAAAAUAGAACAUCAGGCAUUUUACCACUGCAGUCAUCAUCCUUUUAUGGUGGUCGGUCCUCAUCAAAAGAGUAUUCCACUGGCAGUUCCACCCUGGACAGGUCUAGUGUAUCCAGCCAGACUCCUUCAGCCAAAAGAAGCCUAGGAUUUCUUUCUCAGCCUGCCCCUCUUUCUGUUAAAAAAAUGAGAUCUAAUCAAGAUUACACAGGGUGGAACAAACCCCGAGUGCCCCUUUCCACCCAUCCUCAACAACAAUUACAAGGAUUUUCAAACUUGGGAAACACCUGCUAUAUGAAUGCCAUUCUACAGUCCUUGUUUUCAAUUCAGUCUUUUGCUAAUGAUUUGCUCAAGCAGGGUAUCCCAUGGAAAAAAAUUCCACUCAAUGCACUCAUCAGACGUUUUGCCCAUCUGCUUGCUAAAAAGGAUGUCUGCAGCCCUGAGGUUAAGAAAGAGCUGCUCAAGAAGGUGAAAAGUGCCAUUUCAGCUACUGCAGAGAGAUUUUCUGGGUACAUGCAGAACGAUGCACAUGAGUUCUUGAGCCAGUGUCUGGAUCAGCUGAAGGAGGACAUGGAAAAGUUAAACAAAACUUGGAAGAGUGAGCCAGUCGCUAAUGAGGAUAACUCCCCUGGACGGGCUUCUGAUGACCUCUCAGCCACCAAAGUUUAUACCUGUCCAGUUAUCAGUAACUUAGAGUUUGAGGUUCAGCAUUCUAUCAUUUGCAAAACGUGUGGUGAAACAGUCACUAAGCGAGAACAGUUUAAUGACCUCUCCAUUGACCUUCCUCGAAGAAAGAAAUUGCUUCCUUCCCGAUCGAUCCAGGAUUCCCUUGACCUCUUUUUUCGGGCAGAGGAGAUUGAGUAUUCCUGUGAGAAGUGCAAUGGAAAGUCUGCUGUUGUCACACACAAGUUCAACAGGCUUCCCAGGGUCCUGAUUCUUCAUCUGAAACGAUACAGCUUCAAUGUAGCAUUGUCUCUCAAUCAUAAAGUUGGGCAGCAGGUGGUUAUUCCAAGAUACUUAACCCUGCUUUCACACUGUACAGAAAGUACUAGGCUGCCGCUGACGCUGGGAUGGAGCGUCCAUUCUGCAAUUUCCCGUCCAUUGAAAGCCUCCCAAAUGGUGAAUUCCUGUACUAUAAGCACUUCCACACCUUGUAGAAAAUACACUUUCAAGUCAAAGAGCUCUGCAGCGCUCUAUGUAGAUUCUGACAGUGAUGAUGAGCCGUUGAAACGUUCUGUUGCCCAUAGCCAAAGGUUAUGUAAUAUACAGAGUAGAGAUCAGCAACAGCUGCAAGAAGAGCCGGAAAAGGGUUCAAAAAGAAGCAAAAUGGAGGGUGAUAAACCUGAUCUGGGUAAUGCUAGUUUUGAUGGGAUGAGCGAAGAUGAGCUGCUAGCAGCUGUCUUAGAGAUUAGCAAAAGGGAAGCUUCUCUGUCUCUGAGCCAUGAUGAAGAUAAGCCCACAAGCAGCCCAGACACUGGUUUUGGAGACGAUGAAAUUCAGGAAUUGCCGGAAAACCUGGAAUCUAUGGAGAUGGAGAAACCCAAAGCUGCAUUAGACUCAGGUCCUGCCAAUUUCACCGAGAUAACUAAAGAUUUUGAUGAGAAUAAGGAAAACAAAACUCCAGAAGGCUCCCAGGGGGAGGUUGACUGGCUGCAGCAGUACGAUAUGGAGAGAGAGAGGGAAGAACAAGAACUUCAGCAGGCACUGGCUCAAAGCCUUCAAGAGCAAGAGGCACGAGAACAAAAAGAGGAUGAUGACCUUAAACGAGCCACGGAAUUAAGCCUACAAGAGUUUAACAGCUCUCUCCUGGACAGCAUUGGUUCCGAUGAAGACUCUGGGAAUGAGGAUGUUCUUGACAUGGAGUAUUCAGAAGCUGAAGCAGAAGAGCUGAAAAGAAAUGCUGAGACAGGAGAGCUUCCUCACUCUUACCGUCUCAUCAGCAUCGUCAGCCAUAUCGGAAGCACAUCAUCUUCAGGUCAUUAUAUCAGUGAUGUCUAUGAUAUCAAGAAGCAGUCCUGGUUCACCUACAAUGAUCUGGAAGUGUCUAGAACUCUAGAGGCCACCGUUCAGUGUGACAGAGACCGAAGUGGCUAUAUCUUCUUCUACAUGCACAAGGAUAUCUUCGAUGAGCUACUAGAAACAGAAAAAAAUGCACAGCCACUUAGCAUGGAAGUUGGAAGAUCGGUUCGUCAGUCUCUGUGAAAAGUAAAAACACCUUGUUCCUCCUGAGGAGCAAGGAGGAUUCUGAACUUAUGCCAGACACGCAGGAGCAGCAAACAGCUCAGGGCCAAAACAAGAGACAAAAGGUAG